Messenger RNA from Symbiodinium necroappetens, 870 nucleotides. Lineage: Eukaryota; Dinophyceae; Suessiales; Symbiodiniaceae. The record is from the annotation of a GenBank genome assembly.
AUGCGCCACGCUGCAAAAGUACAAGUGUCGUUGCAGCGCCUGCCAAUCGCAGCACCUCUGGCAUGCAAGCCAUUAGUUCUUGCAGCACUGGUAGAGACCGCUAACGAGGAGACUCUACAAACAGACGCUGUGGAAGCCAUCACUGCAGCAGUGUGGCUCCAGAUGCGAGUGGCCACCGCGGUGGACAGUUUCCUGAACUGCGUCGCUUCGGGAUGUUUGUGUUUGGUAACUUGGGCGUGUCGCAAACGCAUGGAUGCCCAGCCAGCACUAUGGGUCCUGGCAAUCAUACAGUUCAAAGAGGCUGUGGAGUUGCUCUGGCAGCUUGUUGUCUACUGCUGGAGCCGUGUGUCCCGCGUACGCAACAUUAGCAAGAACUUCCAAAGCUGCGGCCGUUUGCAUGUGGAUCGCGUGAAUGGAAAGCAAAUGAAGCUGCUGGGAGAUGUAGAUCUCUUCUUUGUGCAGCCUGCGCCCAGCUUGGAAACUCUCGUUGAUGUCCUCUUCUUGGUAGCUGGCUUCUUCGCGAUCUACGGCCAGAUGGAUCGCUGCAGCGAUGGCGAGUUGGAGCCGUACAGCCUUCGUGGAGAGCGGUGGAUGGGGCCCUACCUCCUAACCAUUCUGUCAGCCGUUCGAGACACCGGGGCGUUCUUCUUCGUCACCUCCCUCUGUGUCGCAAGCGCGACCCAUGCCUACGUGAUCAUGAAUCCUCGAGGCGAGGACGAGUACCCCAUAUACUCUUCGUUCCUGCACACGGUACGAUUGGCCAUCUUCGGGGACUUUGACCUCUUUGAAUACCAGGGCCAGGACACCACCUUUCAGCUUGUGGAGGGCGAGUGGGCGCCGAAUGACCCCAGCCCGAAGGAUGUGGGAGAG